Physella acuta is the source of this 927-nucleotide messenger RNA. Its product is annotated as spore coat assembly protein ExsA-like. The record is from RefSeq and is a predicted model, not a curated record. Lineage: Eukaryota; Metazoa; Mollusca; Gastropoda; Physidae.
AUGACACCUGCUCUUGCUCUUCCUACAGUAAACAAAUGUCCAAUCCUCAGUCAACAAAUGUCCAAUCCUCAGUCAACAAAUGUCCAAUCCUCAGUCAACAAAUGUCCAAUCCUCAGUCAACAAAUGUCCAAUCCUCAGUCAACAAAUGUCCAAUCCUCAGUCAACAAAUGUCCAAUCCUCAGUCAACAAAUGUCCAAUCCUCAGUCAACAAAUGUCCAAUCCUCAGUCAACAAAUGUCCAAUCCUCAGUCAACAAAUGUCCAAUCUUUGGUCAACAAAUGUCCAAUCCUCGGUCAACAAAUGUCCAAUCCUCGGUCAACAAAUGUCCAAUCCUCAGUCAACAAAUGUCCAAUCCUCAGUCAACAAAUGUCCAAUCCUCAGUCAACAAAUGUCCAAUCCUCAGUCAACAAAUGUCCAAUCAUCAGUCAACAAAUGUCCAAUCCUCAGUCAACAAAUGUCCAAUCCUCAGUCAACAAAUGUCCAAUCCUCAGUCAACAAAUGUCCAAUCCUCAGUCAACAAAUGUCCAAUCCUCAGUCAACAAAUGUCCAAUCCUCAGUCAACAAAUGUCCAAUCCUCAGUCAACAAAUGUCCAAUCCUCGGUCAACAAAUGUCCAAUCCUCGGUCAACAAAUGUCCAAUCCUCAGUCAACAAAUGUCCAAUCCUCAGUCAACAAAUGUCCAAUCCUCGGUCAACAAAUGUCCAAUCCUCGGUCAACAAAUGUCCAAUCUUCGGCAACAAAUGUCCAAUCCUCAGUCAACAAAUGUUCAAUCCUCAGUCAACAAAUGUCCAAUCCUCGAUCAUCAAUCCUCGGUCAACAAAUGUCCAAUCCUCGAUCAACAAUCCUCGGUCAACAAAUGUCCAAUCCUCGAUCAACAAUCCUCGGUCAACAAAUCUCCCAGCAUCACCAGGUACAUGAGCUGUUGUUAG